Messenger RNA from Trichoderma virens Gv29-8, 990 nucleotides. RefSeq lists its product as uncharacterized. Bases 1 to 990 code for a protein of 329 amino acids. The transcript is spliced from 3 exons. The record is from RefSeq and is a predicted model, not a curated record. Lineage: Eukaryota; Fungi; Ascomycota; Sordariomycetes; Hypocreales; Hypocreaceae.
AUGGCAAAUAGGUCCACAACAGCCUAUUCGGGGCAAUCGCUGGGGGGGAAAAAUUCUGAAAGUGAAGAAGCCAGUCGGGAUGAUGUUAUUGAAGCAAGGCCCAGCAUUUCCCAUGCGAUUCCAUCGCCCAUAUUGUCAAGUUCUUCAUCACUCGAACCAACUCAAAACUCGUCAAGCCUACCAGGAUCAUCAUUAUCAAGCCCUGAAGACAAUCUCAGAAAUACUCCUAUCAAAGAAUUGUGGUUCUUGGCAUAUGAGAGGCUUAAAAAGGAGGAUUUUACGCUUGUUAAAGACUAUGAGAGCAAACUUCAAGGGAAUGUGCCUGCCGCCUUAAUACUGCCAUUGAGUAUCAAGGAUAAUGUGCGAGAGCAGAUGGAUGAAGUCACUCAAAAUGCCUGGAAACUCAAGUUUGGCGAUGCCAGCAUCCAGAUGAGGGAUCUCUUGCCACCUAUCCUAACCAUUAUCAGUCGUGCAAACGACUACAUUACGACAUCUCUGAAUACUAAUAUGUAUGCAUCAAUUGGAUGGGCUAGUCUUUUCAUUCACCCAAGCACUCAAGCGGAAUCUCUUUCAAAAGGGCUGGAGCGCAUUUCUUCGCUCCUCGUGCAGAGUCGUAUGCGGGAGGAGCUUUACUGUCGCCGUUAUAACUUCCAUGACUCCACCAGCGGUUUUGAAAUGCUUCACGAUGAUUACAAGAAUACCUUGGAAGCGCUAUAUAGAGAAAUUUUACGAUUUCAGAUGGCGAGUUAUUGCUAUUAUGCCAAUAACGGAGCUUUUCGUCUUGGUCUUGAUAUUGUCAAGUGGAAUGAUUGGGAUGCUCUCCUAGACAAGGUGCUUGAGAAAGACCAAAGAUUCAAUCAGGUCAGCGAGAUUUGGCGCGAUAUGCAAUACGACGAGGAAUAUGCUACAGCCAAAAGUCAACACCAGGAAAUACUGCAGCACUGGGGCACAACCAAAAUCUGUAUUUCUAGCCUCCAACAAGUCAUAUAA